Molecule: messenger RNA, 378 nt
Organism: Miscanthus lutarioriparius
Lineage: Eukaryota; Viridiplantae; Streptophyta; Magnoliopsida; Poales; Poaceae
Source: the annotation of a GenBank genome assembly
AUGGCGGCCGCCGGAGCAGCGCUGCGGCUGCGCCUCCUGUAUCGGAUGCUGCGCGUGGGGGAGCUCCUCGCGCUGGUGGCGUUCCUCUCCUGGUCGUCGUCCCGCGUGCCGUCCGCCGCCGCCGCCGCCGUGCUGCCUUUCGCGGGGUCGCUCCUCCUCAACGCCCGCUUCGUCUUCGUCCUCGGGAACGCCAUCGUGCUCCUCCUCCUCGCGCUGUCGCCCCACGACCUCUCCGCCUCCUCCUCCUCCUCCUCCUCCAGCGGCCAGCAGACGGGCACGGCGGCGACGAGCACGACCGCCGCCCCGCCGCCGCAGGAUGCCGCGCCGGCCCCCGCCAGCGCGAGCUUCCCUUCCUCGUUCGCCGGUACUCCACUAUAG